AUGUUCAAGUUUGUGCUGUCUGACUUCCCAUUCAUCGCAUGCUCAAUUGCCGGAUUUCUGGCCAUACAUGGACUACGCAAGAGAUCACUCUCUCCUUCAGGUGCCGCCGCCGCCUUCGUGGUCGGCUUCACCAUGAUAGCGGUCCCUCUGCAUGUGUUUGGGGCAUCGCUCGUUGUUUUUUAUCUGAUUGGUUCGCGUGCCACUAAAGUUGGCAAGCAGCUGAAGGCAUCGCUAGAAGAAGCACACCAGGAGGCUGGAUACAGAACCGCAGCGCAGGUGCUGUGCAACUCCGCAUCUGCAUUCGCUGCGUCCCAGCUGUGGUCAGCGUUCUUCGUUCCCGGCUCGGUGCUUGGAACCAUACUGUCCAACGCGCUAUCGCCGCAAAUGCCGUACGACUUGGUGCGCUGGUGUCCGCUCACACCUCCCGCGUCUGCAUCAUGGAGUCGUCCUCUGCUAUUUAUGAGCCUGGGGCAUUUUGCUUGCUCUCUGGGUGAUACACUUGCAUCUGAGUUGGGAAUCCUUUCGCGCUCUCCGCCAAUCCUGAUUACUACUCUUAAAUCUGUUCCUCCUGGUACUAAUGGUGGAAUGUCCGUUGUGGGCACGCUUGCUUCUAUCGGGGGCGGGCUUUUGAUGGGUUUGACGUUUGCAACGUCUCUCUUGAUAGAGAGUGCCGCGUGCAGAGCGCAAUGGAUUGAUAUUGUGCUACAACUUGCAACGUGGAGCACGAUAGCUGGCGGAUUGGGCUCGCUACUGGACUCCUUCCUCGGCGCGACUAUCCAGCGCACCCGGUACUCCAACAUAACGAAACGUAUACUUACGGACGAGAGCGGCAAACCUCGAAGCACUGAUGAUAUCAAGGUUGUGAGUGGUUACGACAUACUUACCAACAAUCAAGUGAAUUUGCUGUCUUCCAUCGUAGUUGCCCUCGCUCUCGGCACCCUGGCUUGA
Messenger RNA from Fibroporia radiculosa, 948 nucleotides. RefSeq lists its product as uncharacterized. The transcript is spliced from 4 exons. NCBI's taxonomy places the organism in Eukaryota, Fungi, Basidiomycota, Agaricomycetes, Polyporales, Fibroporiaceae. The record is from RefSeq and is a predicted model, not a curated record. Gene Ontology annotation, cellular component: membrane. The coding region runs from base 1 to 948 and encodes 315 amino acids.